GUGACGGGGCUGCGGUACAAAAUGGGCGUCAAGACAGGUGUCAGGUUUCCGUUUCGGUCGAACGACAAAGCCACCGUUACACAACAAGAGCAACGUCUCGUACAACCUCUGAGUGAGUUUCCCUGAAGCUGUGUUUAGGUGCUCUCUCCCAGCCCCUCUCUGGAUGCAUCAGACUCCUCUGCCCCGGGGCCCUGGACCCGGUGUGUGACCCCGCCGCCCUCACCCCACUCACCCUCUCUUUCCUCUCCCUCUGCCCCAAACUCCCCUCCACCUGUCUGCCUCGACGCUCCCGUUCUGGGCCCCCUGCCUCUCGACCAGCAGGGAGAGGCAGGGGGCCAUGGCGCCAUGGUAACCUUCAGCGGACUCAACCCCCUCGCCAUGAGCAGCGCGCCCCCUCCGGAGGGCAGGGUUCAGGGGUCCAGCUUUACCCCACAUCACUACAAGCCCUUCAGUUCGCAUGCCCACUACCAACAGGUGAUGCGUGCAUUGCGUAAGCUCCAGGAGAGUGGGUUUUACUGGGGAGCUGUGGGAGGCCGGGAGGCCAGCUCCCUCCUGCGCUCUGAACCACCAGGCACUUUCCUGAUCCGAGACUCCUCGGACCACCACCACUUCUUCACCCUGUCUGUCCAGACGGCUCGAGGAACCAAGAACCUGCGAAUUCACAGCGAGGGAGGCGGCUUCUUCCUACAGCCAGACCCCCAAAACACCCAAGAGCCCCCGCAGUUUGAUUGCGUGCUGAAACUCAUAGCGCACUACAUGGGGAAAGGGCCCGAUGCUGGAAUGGGCAGAGAAGGGGCAUGUGGGGGAAACUCAGGAGAGGCAGAAAUGAAAGGGCGCCACGUUUAUCUGAUACACACCGGCGGAGAGAGGAUCCCCCUGGAGUUGCGGCGACCCCUCUCAACUUCUCUCUCGUCCUUGCAGCACAUGUGCAGGAGGACCUUGAACAACCAAGGCCUGGGGGGGUCGGAGCGAGCAGAGCAGCUCCCGCACACACUUAGAGACUUUCUGGAGGAGUACGAUGCUCCUAUAUGACUGACUGGAACUGCACGGGUCCCUCUGCAUGGACCAGCUGCAUGGAAGAUAGCACAGAUAAGGUCUCAGUGCAUACGUGAACAUGUGCGCCAUCAGAGACUGACCAGAGUUAGCCUUAGAUGCGAAUUUGGGGUCAGUUUUUCCUAGUGGCCAGAAUCAGCUGAUCCCAGAUCUGUUUCAACACUGACAGACACCACCAACCUGGGGUUUGGGAUCAGGAGUGCGAUUUGGGUAACCAAUGAUUACCUCGUCAGUCCUGCAUUGCAAAAACUGACCGCUAAUGUGAGUGGCAGAUUAAGCCAGAGGUCAAAUGUCAGUGUUUCUUACGACUGACUCAGACGCAGAGCAGAGCCUCGUAGAAGAUUAACCCGAUUGGUCGAUAUUAAGAAUUACAGUGACGGCGUGAUCAAUACACCACCAGUGGUCCCUGUGGGUUUAAUUCGCUUGGGGAGAAACCUCUCCUCCCCUCUCUCAGCCUUAAAUUUAACAUUUAAGCAGUUUGGAUCACUGGACAGAGAGAAAGGCGGCAAAGAACAGAGAGGCUUAGAGGAGGUGAAGGAAGGAGAAGUUACAGAGAAAAGGCAAAGUCCAAACAAGGGGCCCAAAGCAGAGAACUUGCAGUAUUUGUUUGUCUUAGUGUCCGUGUGUAUUUGUGUGUUGCGGUGGUGCACACAUUUCAAUUGCUGCUUCCCGCAAAUGUUGCCUCAUUGAGGGGAGUAGAGCGGUCAUGCACGCUACCCUCACACACAUACACACACAGGUGCGGGCCCACAUGUAGGUUUGUUAGCAUGGGAACAAAAGAACAAAAAGCAUUGCAAAGCAUCUUCUCCCUCUCCUGUUUUGUUUCUUUUUUUUUCUCCUCCAUUACCCAUUCCCUGCCCCUCUUUUUUUUGUUUUUGUUUCGGAAUUACAUGUGCGCUUUGACAGUGACAGAAAACAGACUGCUGUUGUGGAGACAAAAGCUCGUUACUGAGACAAAAAGCCUUGGCACGGGACCAAACAAAACAUCAGAACUUUAUUUUUAUCCAGACUGGCUGGAAAAAUGUCAGCAACACUGUAAAGCUCCCUGGGGAAUGACGAUGAUGAUGAUCCUAGAGAUUGGUGGAGGCUGGGGAGGGUGAGAAGAGGGACUGAACUAAGGAGAGAGGAGAGCGGGAAAUGGGAUUAGGAAAAGGAAAUUGAAGAGGACAGAGAAAUGGGGAGGGGGUUAGGGUGGGGGAGAAGGGGGAGGAGACAUACUGGUAUACAGCUAAACAAAAACAUUGACUGGAUUGUUGUCCCAGACUUAGAGGAAAUGAUACAGCUCAACAGGACGCUGCUCCUGUAAAUAUAAAUCAAGGUUUGCCAGAAGCCCCAUGUUAAAAAGAAAGGUUUGACUGAGUCUUAAUUCUGUUAUUUAGACACUCACACUAAUUUCCUCUUUACAUUAUCAUCUCGGUCUUAUGUCUUUUUUUGAAAAUGUGAUGGUGUGCUUGAGUGUCUGUCUUCUCUCUCCCUCCUGGAUUUCUUAAAUCACCAUUCAUGAAGGCGAUAAGAGAGGAAAUGAACUGUUUUGCCGACGGUUUAAUACCUGUAACUUGAGAAAAGUUUUUUUUCGCCCUGUCUACCUUCCAUUGUUACCUCUGAAACAGGAGCGGGCAGUUGGGUGUGUCUGUCUGAAUGUCUAGGGAACAAAAGAUUCCCCUGAACUGAUUCUUUAAAAAAAAAAAAAAAAAAAACCUAAAAAAAAAACUAAAAAAAACACCUUUUGUAAAACAAAGUAUAAGACUCAGAUUUGAUCAAAAUAGUUUUUUCUGUGUUUGACCAGUGCUCAUACUCACCUGUGAUCCAUAUUGGAGUGGUAGCCUUUUUACACCAUAAAAUUUUGUGAUCUCACGUGGCCACUUGAGACAAGAGCGCUGUAGUGCACCAUAGCGAUACACAGUUUUGGUCAAAUCUCGGUCUUAUUUUCCCCCAUCAACACCAAGUCUGUACAUGUGUCGCACCGUUGGACCACACAUGUAUGUGAGUCAUUUGUCUUUUAUAAAGACUCUGUUGCAAAAUGCUGGCCACUUGUCUGGCAAAAUACAAGCUGUAUUACCUGAAAUGACAAAGCAUUACAAGAAAUAAAUGAAAAGGAACAUUGCACAUAUUUAUAUUUCUAAAAUAUUUCAGUAAUUUAUAUUAAAGAGCACUAUUUUUACAAAAGUCAA
Xiphias gladius (swordfish) is the source of this 3224-nucleotide messenger RNA. It is a transcript of the gene socs3b, whose product is annotated as suppressor of cytokine signaling 3b. Lineage: Eukaryota; Metazoa; Chordata; Actinopteri; Istiophoriformes; Xiphiidae. Gene Ontology annotation, biological process: intracellular signal transduction; phosphatidylinositol phosphate biosynthetic process. Gene Ontology annotation, molecular function: 1-phosphatidylinositol-3-kinase regulator activity. The record is from RefSeq and is a predicted model, not a curated record. The transcript has 3 exons. Gene Ontology annotation, cellular component: phosphatidylinositol 3-kinase complex. The coding region runs from base 346 to 1032 and encodes 228 amino acids.